UUUUCUUUUAUAAUAAGUUUUAUAGUACUUUAUUUUAUUCCUUUUUUAGAUAUUUGAUAUGUAAAUACAUAUUAGAAAGCUCACCAAAGCGUGACGGAUACAAUUAUUUAGCACCAUUUUGAGUAUUAUAUUUUGAGAAAAAAUUUCUUUGAAAUGGCCACAGCAAGAGAUCUCCCACCAUUUUGAGUAUUAUAUUUUGAGAAAAAAUUCCUUUGAAAUGGCCACAGUAAGAGAUCUCCUAACAGGGGAUGUGAAGACAGAGAAGGGUCGAUGUAAAAGAUCCAGUGCAGAAAUCGAGCCUCCAUACAUGUCUGAGCUGAAGAUUGUGCUGCUGGGGAAGUCUGGAGAACUGAAGGGUAAAGUGGGAAAUAUCAUCCUGGGCAGUGAGGUCCUUUCAGUAGGAGAUCAGUGUGAGAGGGCACGAGGUCUGGUGAAUGGGAGGCCUGUGGCUCUGAUCAACACUCCAGACUUACUGGACCCUGAGCUCCCUGACAGGAAAUUAUUCUAUCAGAUAGAGAGGUGUGUUACCCUGUCUGCCCCAGGUCCUCAUGCAUUUCUGCUGGUGCUGGAGAAGGUGGGGUUUACAGAGGAUGAUAGAAGACGACUAGAGAGAAUCCUGCACUCUUUCAGUGAUGAGGCCUUUAAGUACUCAGUGGUACUGCUCAUACAGGCGAGUAAAAAAAACUUGGUAAUCCUGUUAGUGGAGUUGUGCAAAAGUGUGGUGGAAGGAGUCGCAAAUUAA
Messenger RNA from Anguilla rostrata (American eel), 742 nucleotides. RefSeq names its product GTPase IMAP family member 4-like. Gene Ontology annotation, molecular function: GTP binding. The record is from RefSeq and is a predicted model, not a curated record. The coding region runs from base 218 to 742 and encodes 174 amino acids. The transcript is spliced from 5 exons. Lineage: Eukaryota; Metazoa; Chordata; Actinopteri; Anguilliformes; Anguillidae.